Striga hermonthica is the source of this 528-nucleotide messenger RNA. NCBI's taxonomy places the organism in Eukaryota, Viridiplantae, Streptophyta, Magnoliopsida, Lamiales, Orobanchaceae. The record is from the annotation of a GenBank genome assembly.
AUGGCGGCAGCCUUGUUCUGGCUAUCUGCGCCAUGCCCCUCGCCCCCAAACUUGGUUCGACUUAGCAAUAGCCGCCACCCUUACAACCCUACUCCUUCUCAUUUUACUUCUUCACAGGACUAUGGCUGCCAUCGCCGAAUACCUGUUACUUAUUCUUCUCCUACAAUUACACACACUUCGAGAUCCUUCCGCUGUUUUGCAGCUCUUACUCCAGAGUUGAAGAGCAGCUUGGAUAAAGUUGUUAAGUCUCACAAGGUAAUUGUGUUCAUCAAAGGAACAAAGGAAUUCCCCGGGUGCGGUUUUUCAAAUACUGUCGUGCAGAUAAUCAAAUCCUUAAAUGUGGCCUUUGAAACCAUCAAUAUCCUGGAGAAUGAGUUAUUGCGUCAGGCGCUGAAAGAGUACUCUAGCUGGCCAACUUUUCCGCAAUUGUACAUUGACGGGGAGUUCUUUGGUGGCUGUGACAUUACUGUGGAAGCAUACAAGAGCGGAGAGUUGCAGGAAGUAGUGGAGAGAGCGAUAUGUUCAUGA